CCGGUUCUAUGUCCGGAGCACGAACAAUAAUUUCCGGACACUGCGCCCUUCUCCCAAGGCGACGGGAGACUGACGGAGGCAGAGACGAGCGAGAGCGCGAUGCGAGCUUGAAAGAAAUACGCGGUUUUGCGAGGUUUUGAUGCUCACUUACUUUAGGCGAAAUGGAUUGCAUGACGAUGGCGCCGGAACGGGAACGGGAACGGGAGCGGGAGCUGACGCCUGAGGAGGAGAGGACCCUCAUCAGGGAUAUCUGUGCCGCUGCGGAGGUCCAAACCAAAGAAGGCGACACCUUCUACCUUAUCACCAGCAGAUGGUGGCAAUCCUGGCUUGACUUUGUUAACCAAGAUAUGAAUGUCACUGUGAGCAAUGGCUAUGGUUCACACAAUUAUGGAUCUCCUUGUUCAAGCAGCCCCAAAAGGCCUUUUGCUAUUGACAAUUCUGAUUUGAUUAAUGACGCAACAUCAGAAAUCUCAAAUGUAGAUAUAGAGCUUCAUGAAACCUUAGUGGAAGGUCGGGACUACAUAUUGCUCCCACAAGAAGUUUGGGAUAGAUUGCAUGGGUGGUAUGGAGGAGGUCCAACAUUGCCUCGUAAGACUAUCAAUUCAGGUUUAUCUCAAACAGAUUUGUCCAUUGAAGUCUACCCUCUACGGCUUCAGCUACUUCUAACACCUAAAAGGGGGCAAGCAAUUAUUAGAAUAAGCAAAAAGGAAACGGUUCGAGAACUUCAUAGAAAGGCUUGCGAGGUUUUUGACCUUAUCUUAGAUAAUGUUUGCAUUUGGGACUACUAUGGCCAUCAAAAACAUGAUUUGAUGAAUGACAUGGAGAAGACCCUUGAUGAUGCCAAUAUACAAAUGGACCAGGACAUUCUUGUAGAGGUCCUUGGUGAUUGCAACGGUACCACUGAUGGUGGAUGUAUGAGUUCGGUUCAGGAAAAUGGAUCUAAUGAGAGGGAUUCUGGUUCUUUAGCUGCAGAACCUUGUAGGUCAAGCAUAUCGGUUGCUGAAGGUUUGUCAACAAGCAAGAAUGUUUCAAGAAGUUGCAGUUCAGAGAUCUCACAAAGCCAACUGCUUACAUCCCCAAGCAGUGAGUUGGAUACUGUACAUGCCACCAGCACUGUUGCUACUAGGGGACCCCCUGUAGGUCUCAAUGGACUUUUGAACCUUGGAAAUACUUGCUUCAUGAAUAGUGCAAUACAAUGUCUUGUCCACACACCAGAAUUAGCUCGAUACUUCCGCGAAGACUACCAUAAAGAAAUUAACUGGAAAAAUCCACUAGGGAUGGUUGGUGAGCUUGCUAUGGCAUUUGGGGAUUUACUAAGAAAACUAUGGGGUCCUGGCCGAACGUCAGUUUCUCCUCGGCCAUUUAAGGCAAAACUUGCUCGUUUUGCUCCUCAGUUUAGUGGAUAUAAUCAACAUGACUCUCAGGAGCUUUUGGCAUUUCUUUUAGAUGGACUUCAUGAAGAUUUGAACCGGGUAAAGCAUAGGCCUUAUAUAAAGUCUAAAGAUGCAGAUGGACGUCCUGAUGAAGAAGUUGCAGAUGAAUACUGGGCAAACCACAUUGCUCGUAAUAAUUCUAUUAUUGUUGAUGUAUGCCAGGGUCAAUACAAGUCUACUUUAGUCUGCCCUGUGUGCCGUAAAGUUUCUGUUACUUUUGAUCCAUUCAUGUACCUUUCAUUGCCUCUUCAAUCACCAUCUGCCAAUUCCAUGACUAUCUUGGUCUUCACUAGUGAUGGCAGUGCACUUCCAACCCCAUGCACUGUAAAUGUUCCCAAGCAGGGUCGGUGCAAGGACCUUAUCCAAGUUCUAAGCAAUGCAUGCUCGGUGAAGGGUGGAGAAAAACUUAUUCUUGCUGAGAUUCGGGAUCACAAGAUUCAUCAGUUUGUAGAGGACCCUAUGCUUCCAGUAUCUAAUAUCAAGGAUGAGCACCUUGUUGCUUAUAAGGUUCCAAAGUUGGAUAAAAAGUCAAUUUUACUUCAGUUUGUACAUCGCCGUGAAGAACCAGAGGGAAACGGAAGCAUAAAGGCAUGGAAGCCCUAUGGUAUGCCUCUUUUAGCUCCAUUUUCAUAUGAUGGAGCUGCACGAAGUGCUGAUAUCCAAAGAGCACUACUCACGAUGCUUAUACCUAUGCUACAAAGUGAAAAGUCACAGCCUGCUAGUCUUUCAAAUUCAUGCCCACGUAUGGCAUCACAUGCUACUGAUCAAGAUAUUAGUAUGAAUGAGGAAUGUGCUGAGAGUGAUCAUAAAGAUGGAGGCAACCAUGACAGAGAAGAAGCAGACUGCCACCUGUUCCUUGAGUUGGUUGAUGAAAAUAACCAACUCAUAGAUCUAUCGACGGUAGAAGAGAAGUCUUUUAAGCUGUUAUCAUCGUCGUCGUCAUCAUCAUCAUCAUCAAUACUAGUUUUUAUCAAUUGGUACCAGAAGGAUUUUCAGAACUAUGAUACUCGCCGGCUAGAGAUCCUUCCAGAAGUAUACAAAUAUGGUCCGCCAUUACCUAAAAGAUCGCGUGGCGAGCCUCUCUCUUUAUAUACUUGCCUUGAUGCUUUCUUGCGGGAAGAGCCAUUGGUUCCUGAGGACAUGUGGUUCUGUCCUAAAUGCAAGGAGCAAAGGCAGGCCAGCAAAAAGUUGGAUUUAUGGAGGCUUCCUGAGGUUCUUGUUAUUCACUUGAAGAGAUUCUCUUUCAGUCGGUCUACUAAGCAAAAGUUGGAAACUUUUGUCAACUUCCCCAUUCAUGACCUUGAUUUGACCGAUUAUCUUGCCAACAAAAGUAACUCUCAGCGUCAAACUUAUGAGUUGUAUGCAUUGAGCAAUCACUAUGGAAGCAUGGCAAGUGGACAUUAUACGGCACAUAUAAAGCUUUUUGAGGAAAACAGAUGGUAUAAUUUUGAUGAUAGCCAUGUGUCUCCUAUAAAUGAAGAGGAAGUGAAGUCAGCAGCAGCCUAUGUGCUCUUCUAUAGGAGAGUAAGGGCUGACAAUCCCUCUCCAAGCAAUGGAGCUCAGUCAUGCGCAAACCAGAGCCAUAGUUUGUGCCACAGAUAGGUUCUAUAUUUCAUCUGUCUGCCUCUUGUAUUCUUCUUUCCGAAGACAUUUGAUCUGAAAGAAAGCUUUGCUCCAUUACCUAUGCUGAUUGUUUUUUGACAAUAGAUUUGCUUCUGAAAGCAUAAUGAAAGGCCUGAUUAUAGGCUUUUUGUCUGAUAGUUGAAUGUAUUCUUUGGUGUUUUGGGAGAGACGCUGCAAUAUUUUCUUCUUUCAGGAGGAAAGUUAUCGAUGAGCUGAAGCAUUCUUUUUCUUUGGAGGUUUAGCUCUGUUCUGUGAGGUACGGCAUCAAUUCUUUUUUGGUUUUUAUUAUCCCAACCUUAUUGUAAAGUAUGACAAGCAAAGCCUUGUAUAGGCAAGAUUUGAUAAAAAUAGUUAAUAGCAAGGAUUUACUUCCCCUAAGCUUUAGAACGGCAGUGUUUUGAAUUGGGAAUGUAUUUUGGUUUCUGUUGCUGCAUUUGCCGCAUUCUAAAUACCCGCUGUUCUGCUGCAUUCAGGCACAUCAAAUAAAUUUUGUGCAUUGUCUGUUAGUUUAAGACCAAAGCUAGCAGAUAAAAACA
This is a messenger RNA of Dendrobium catenatum, 3592 nucleotides long. RefSeq names its product ubiquitin carboxyl-terminal hydrolase 5. Gene Ontology annotation, molecular function: cysteine-type deubiquitinase activity. The transcript is spliced from 13 exons. Bases 162 to 3035 code for a protein of 957 amino acids. NCBI's taxonomy places the organism in Eukaryota, Viridiplantae, Streptophyta, Magnoliopsida, Asparagales, Orchidaceae. Gene Ontology annotation, biological process: protein deubiquitination. The record is from RefSeq and is a predicted model, not a curated record.